Molecule: messenger RNA, 1948 nt
Organism: Drosophila serrata
Lineage: Eukaryota; Metazoa; Arthropoda; Insecta; Diptera; Drosophilidae
Product: peptidylprolyl isomerase domain and WD repeat-containing protein 1
Biological process (GO): protein peptidyl-prolyl isomerization
Molecular function (GO): peptidyl-prolyl cis-trans isomerase activity; protein binding
Source: RefSeq, a predicted model, not a curated record
AUGAGCGAAAAAGGCGAAAGGGAGGAUCUAAAGCGCAGUGCGCCAGCGGAGGAGGAUGAACCCCAUGCGGCAGCACCGGCAGACGCCGACGGAGAGGGCGAAGACGACGCCUGGAUAGGACCAAUGCCUUCAGAACAAAGCGCCCCGGUGCCGACCAAGAAGAAAAAGGUACUGCCGUAUGAGCACAUCUUUCUGGAGAACCUGCCCAACGCCGAGAGCUACGAAAGGAGCUAUAUGCAUCGCGAUGUCAUCACGCAUUUGGUGUGCACGCGAACGGAAUUCGUAGUGACCGCCAGUCUGGAUGGACAUAUCAAGUUCUGGAAGAAGGGGGAGCUAGGCAUCGAGUUUGUCAAACACUUUCGCAGCCAUCUAGUGCCCAUCAAAUCGCUGACCACCAAUGACAGUGGCACCCUGCUCUGCUCGGCGUCCACAGAUCAAACAGCCAAGGUCUUUGAUGUUGUCAACUUCGACAUGAUCAACAUUAUUCGGCUGGGCUACACACCUCAGUGCAGCGAGUGGAUAAGUGGGCCAGGAGAUGCUGUCCAAGCAUUGGCCAUAUCGGAUUCGGAGACCAGCUGCAUACACAUCUACGAUGGACAAGGUGGUGGCGAAGUGCUGCACACACUGGAGAAACUGCACUCGGCUCCGGUGCUAGCCAUGUGCCUGAAUGUGGCCAUGGAUACAGUCAUCUCAGUGGAUCGCAACGGAAUCUUGGAGUACUGGCAGAACUCCAAGUACGACUACAAAUUUCCCCAGCGCCUAGUAAACUUUGACUCCAAACUGGACACAAGUCUUUUCGAGUUCGCCAAGCAAAAGACACAAGUCACGGGUCUGGCGGCCUCUCCAGAUGGAAAGCGCUUUGCCGCCAUUUCCACAGAUCGCAAGGUACGAAUCUUUCAGUUUAAUACGGGCAAGAUGAUCCGGGUAUUUGACGAGGCGCUUUCUACAUACACGCAAAUGCAACAGACGCAGCACGCCCUUCCCAACAUGGAGUUUGGCAGAAGGAUGGCUGCUGAAAGGGAUCUGGAGAAGACGGCUCAGAACACAACGCUUAAUAUACUGUUUGAUAGCACUGGCCACUUUCUACUCUAUCCCACUAUGCUGGGCAUUAAGGUGAUCAAUGUGGUUACGAAUCGCUGUGUCACCAUACUGGGGAAAACGGACAACAUAAGACCACUGCAGGUGGCACUUUUCCAGGGAAGAAUCAAAAGACAAAAGGCUGCCAUAACGCUCGAACAGGAGGCCAGUGAGAAUCCGGCCCUACAGAAUAUUUUAAACGAUCCCACAGCCUUUUGCACAGCUUACAAAAAAAAUCGCUUCUACUUGUUCAGUCGAAGAUUACCUUCGGAUCUGCAGGAUGUUGAUCGUGAUAUAUUCAACGAGAAGCCCUCCAAGGAGGACAUUAUAGCGGUCCCAGAAGCUACAGUUGUUCAACGUAUUUAUGAAAAUGUGGUCUUACACACCACCAAAGGCGAUGUUCAUAUGAAGCUGUUCUUCAAGGAAGUGCCAAAAACAGUGGAAAACUUUUGUGUUCAUGCGAAGAAUGGCUACUAUAAUGGCCACAUAUUUCAUCGAGUGAUCAAGGGCUUCAUGGUGCAAACGGGCGAUCCUACGGGCACGGGCACAGGCGGAAAAUCCAUUUGGGGACACGAUUUCAAGGACGAAUUCGUACCAAGUUUGAAACAUGAUCGUCCCUACACGGUUAGCAUGGCAAAUGCAGGUCCCAACACAAACGGGAGUCAGUUCUUUAUAACAGUUCUGCCCACGCCUUGGCUUGACAAUAAGCACACGGUUUUUGGACGCGUGUUUCGUGGCAUGGAAGUGGUACUCAACAUAUGCAAUUCAAAGGCUAAUCCCAAGACGGACAAGCCCUACGAUGACAUUAAAAUAAUAUCCAUACAUCUAAGUAAUUAAGCGAAAAUUGUAAAUAAAUUAGCUUUCUUUUUUA